This is a messenger RNA of Capronia epimyces CBS 606.96, 2259 nucleotides long. RefSeq lists its product as uncharacterized. NCBI's taxonomy places the organism in Eukaryota, Fungi, Ascomycota, Eurotiomycetes, Chaetothyriales, Herpotrichiellaceae. Gene Ontology annotation, cellular component: nucleus. The coding region runs from base 1 to 2259 and encodes 752 amino acids. The transcript has a single exon. The record is from RefSeq and is a predicted model, not a curated record.
AUGGCAGGCCGCGCUAAGGCUGGCACUCCCAGACGCUCAGUGCGCAGUCAAAAGAAACAGACCAGCCUCCAGUUUUCUCCCCUCCCGGCUUCCUCUCCUGCAAAAGCGAACCACAGUCCGGCUGUUCAAGGCAGACUUGCAAAUGUCAGAUAUGAGGGCUCCAAGCACAUCUCACACCGACCCGGCGGAGGCAUGGAUGAGAAAACAGCGGAGACUACAUCCUUACCGACUCCAGAACCCUCAUCUCAAGUUGGAGACUCCGGCUAUGUGCUGUCUCAAAGCCCUCCCCAGCCCUCGCUGGCCUUCUCCCCAUUGCCAAAUCUGUCAUCAGAAACAUAUCAAGGUGUGGCGGAAGAGGAUGAGGAUGAUGACUUGAUACCUUCCGCUAAAAAGAGGCGGAGAAUUUUGACAUCUGCACCCGUCACUCAAACACCUGCUUCCACCCGCCCAAGACGGUCAACGCGCUUGCAGUCUAAUUCAGCAUCGCGCCCCAAGUUCUCUUCACGUUCAAGUGAGGAGUCUUUCGCGGAGCCAGAAAGCUCGCCGUCCAGGAGACGUUCAGGAAGGCUACGCCAAGCCGCCCCCGGUCGAUUCGCUCAAUCGCCUGAAUCUCAAUAUCAAUCCUCCGACGAUGCCUUAUCUGAAGAGAAGUCUACCCUUGUUCCUAAGCCAGCAUCCAGACUCUCUGACCUUGGAUCUCCUGAGAGUAGUAGCGAUGAGGACAUUGUGAUGGCAUCUAAACCGACUGCCCGACGACGUCAGUCAAAGGCGAUGCAGCACGAUCCCUUUGUCGUCAAUGAUGAUGAGAUCGAGUAUUUUUCUGACGAGGAGGUCCAGGAAGUCAGAGCGCCAAGAGCUCGAAAGGUCAACAGAGAUGACUUUAUUGUCGAAGACGAUGAGGUGGAGAAUGAUACAUUUGACGAAGCUUCGGAGGACAAUGCGCAGGAGAGGGUCAAGUCUCGCAGACUGCCUGCAAGCCACAAGUCGCCGCACAAACGUCGUAAGUCACAAAGACAGCAGGCAGAACUUGAUGAAGAUCUUAGAGACUUGCAAGAUUCCGACCAGGAACCCAGUGAAGCCAAGACUCGUACAAGAGGCGGACCUGUGACGACUCAACGAGAUAUGGCAAGACAGCAUUUGGAUAUUUUGCGACGACGACGUGCAGGAGAAAUGAUUCCACGCGUGGAGGAUUCAGAACCAGGGGAGGAAGGAUCAGAAACAGAGGGAGUCGACAUUGAUUUCAUCGGUCAUCCAAACUAUGACAUUUUGCCUGCUGGUUCACUGCAUUCUUCCAGCGACACAGACCACGAGAUCCAGAAAGAGCAAGAUCAACAAGAUGAGGACGAAUUCGUCGUUGAGGACCCUUCUGGCAGACUCGGACGCCCACACCCUGACAUUCCCCUGCAAUUCACCUCUUUUGCAUCUUCAAAGCCUCGAGAAUUGUUUCCCCAUAUAAUUGAGUGGCUGGUCAAGAACAAGAUUGCUCCGGCUUUCUCACGCGACGAUGAACUGUACAACCUAGCAUUUGCUCGGAUAGAUGACCAGGUGAAGGCUCAAGCAGGGAGCAGGCUUAUCUCCGCUGCAUGGGGGCCCGAGUUCAAAAGGGCGAUCCUCGCUAGACCGAGCAUGAAAGUGGUUGCGCUUCCUGGUGAGGACGAGGACAAUAUACGCAAUUGCGACGCAUGCAACCGCAGCGGCCACCCAGCUCGGUACGAGUUCAUGUUUUCAGGCCAGCCAUACUUCAAGAAGACGCUAGAGCCCGUGGACAAUUCAGAUGAUGAAGAAGAAAGCUAUGGCGAUGACGACGUGAGCCGCGAUGAGAACGGACAUGUACUAACUUCAGAGAGCCGUCGCUUCUAUCUCGGCCGCUUUUGCGCUGCCAAUGCCGAAAUGGGUCAUAAGUUGACUCACUGGAAAUACCACCUCAACGAGGCCGUGAUGGCGUACCUGGAGGAACAAGGCUUGCUGUCUGCGGAGGCGAUCAUUGCGCGCGAGAAGUUGAACAAAAAGAAACGCGAAAAGGAGGCCGAGAAUAUUGUCGACAGCAUGGGCGCGACGGGCGUGAUUGGUGAAUUCUGGGCGGAUUUCGACAACGACCUCAACGACGCUAGGUUGGGCAUGGAAGAUUAUGAAAAGAAAGGAGGCCGUUCAAGGGGCCGGGUCGGUGCGAUCAGGUCCAAGGGCAAUGGAUUGGUCAGAGAGUGGGCGGGAGACAAGUAUCGUAUUACCAAGGCCGCCGAGUCUGAUUCCGAGGGAUAA